GUGACUUGUGGAAAUGUUUAUGAGCUGAGGAUUGUAUUGUAUUGUUUAUUAUUUAAAUUUCGUAUAGUAAUGAUGGGUGUAAGUAGCUGCGUAAGCCUUAGGCAGGCGAGGGGAUCGUGUCACUGCCCAGCUUGCCCCCGGGCUUCGGGACACGGGGUUUCGAUGCCGCCCCAGACUCUGGUGCUUCCCCCGAUGGCGCUCGAACCUGAGACGACCCCUGUCAAGGAUAAAAAGGGGUCGAAGAUGAAAGUCUUGAAAAAGAUUAAAAAGAAAAUUGGAUUAGCGCCCCGAACGUCGUGCACCGGCGGCACUCCCAACAAUCUACCGCCUCUUAGCUUCCACGCGGUCCACGGUGAAAAUGUUCGCGUAUCCCGUGAUGGUGCCACGGCAAGGCGUGUGGAAUCUUUCUGCAAGGGUGUGGCGUUCAGUGCCAGACCAGUUAGGGUUAAUGAAAAAGUGUGCCUUCGUUUCCUCGAAAUUUCGAACAGCUGGAGUGGAGUCAUACGUUUCGGGUUCACAACCCAUGACCCCACGAGUCUAGCCCACGCGCUUCCAAAGUACGCCUGCCCAGACCUGACGAACAAGCCCGGGAACUGGGCUAAGGCUCUCGGCGAAAGAUUCUGCGAGAAGGAUAAUAUACUGCACUAUUACGUCAAUUCGGCUGGCGAUGUCCAUUUCGGGAUAAAUGGGGAGGACAAGGGUUUGUUCUUCUCCGGUGUUGAUACUAGGAGUCCUUUGUGGGCGUUGGUGGACGUUUAUGGUAAUUGCACAGCAGUACAGUUUGCGGACCCGAGGGCGCCCAAUCAAAUUAGAAGAUGCACCCAAAGUCCAGUCGAGGAAGAUAGACUAGUGUCAAGCAUGCGCUCGUUAUCUGUAGAAGAACCCCUACCGCCACCGAGGUAUCAGAGUCCUUUGGUUCCUUUAAGUCUUCACAGAACGAAAGGGAGGAACGUACAGUUCGUCAAUGAUAGAGGUGUUGCGGCGCGAAUCGAAGCGGAGUUCUGCCAAGGAUACGUUUUUACCGCUCGUCCUAUGCGCCCAGGACAAACAAUUGUAGUUCAAAUCUUAGCGACGGAAUCAGCAUAUGCUGGGAGUUUGGCUAUUGGUCUAACGUCCUGUGACCCAGCGACCCUCAGACCCUGCGACUUACCAGAUGAUGCGGAACAACUCCUCGAUCGUCCGGAAUACUGGGUGGUCAGAAGAGACGCAGCAAACGGCCUCCGAAGAGGCGAUGAACUAGCUGUGACCCUGACUUUAGAUGGCGAGGUUCGAGUCAGCAGGAAUGGUUCUAACCCAGUGACCGUAAUGCACGUAGACCAUACCCUAAGAUUAUGGGCGUUUGUUGAUAUAUAUGGUGCGACGCAGAAGGUCAGAAUGUUGAGUUCGCAAGCGAUGCAAGCGCAGACUCCGCCGCAACAGUUGAGGGUUUUGGCAGGUUCAGCGGCUCCGAUUUCGGCUGGAGCAGGGGGGACGGUGCUAGUGGUCAGCCUUCCACCGCAAAAUGGUGCCCAAAACGCUGCCAACCACCAGCAGGGCUUGACCCUGGCCAGUGCGCAUUACAUUGAGCCAAUACAAACAUCGUCACAACUCUGUCUUGCCGGUCUCCAACCAAUCGCCACGCAGGCUCCAACAUGCUCAGCUCCGCAGCCCUACCGCCCUAGAACGGAAGGCCAGUGCUCCUCCACCAGUCAAAACAACUCCAACGAACAGCUCCAGAUGCCCAACGUCCUAGCUGAACCCUUAAGACUCGACAGGAUCCCCAACGGACCCUCAACCAGCAGGCAGUUACCGUCUACCUCACACCAUCAACCAAUAUACUCUGUUAUAGGAGAAGGAAACCUAACAGGCACGGAAUGCACGAUAUGCUAUGAGAAUCCCAUCGAUAGUGUUCUGUACAUGUGCGGGCACAUGUGCAUGUGUUAUCGCUGUGCAGUACAGCAGUGGAGGGGCAAGGGGGGUGGUCAGUGUCCUCUAUGUAGGGCGCAAAUCAAAGACGUUAUUCGCACAUACAAAUCCUGAUGUGCUUUCAACAUGGCCGCUGGGUUUGACUCUUUCGCGCGCUAUCCGCUGUCAACCCGAAAUUGACAGGAUAAAAAAAUAUAUGCCAAAAACGCGUUCGGAUACUCGAUUUGAUUUAAUAUAUUCAAAUAAGGUAACUACUCCAAAAAGUAUGUAUAUAAAUAAUGUUAACGUAUUUAUGUGUACAAAAAAUGAGACACUUGACUUAUCGUAUCGACUAGGGAGGUUCGGCUGUUAUGUAUGGAUCGUAGGUGUUAUAUGUUGAAUUAAUAUAUGCAUUUGAUUUUAA
Messenger RNA from Melitaea cinxia (Glanville fritillary), 2308 nucleotides. RefSeq names its product protein neuralized (gene neur). The coding region runs from base 70 to 2019 and encodes 649 amino acids. Gene Ontology annotation, molecular function: ubiquitin protein ligase activity. The transcript has 4 exons. The record is from RefSeq and is a predicted model, not a curated record. Lineage: Eukaryota; Metazoa; Arthropoda; Insecta; Lepidoptera; Nymphalidae.